AGCAAAUGGCGUUUCCGGAAACCGUACAAAAAGCUGAAGUAUCAUCGAAUCCACCCAAUGGAAUGGAAAACAGUCAGACAUCUCAAAGGUCAAAUCAUGUUAGCUCGGUUCUGCUCUAUGGAAUACCAAUUGUGUCUUUGUACAUUGAGGGGCAGGAGCGACUCUGCCUUGCGCAAAUCUCAAAUACUCUUCUAAAACAAUUUAGCUACAAUGAAAUACAUAAUAGACGCGUGGCGCUUGGCAUAACCUGCGUGCAAUGUACACCAGUACAAUUGGAGAUUCUGAGAAGAGCAGGUGCCAUGCCGGUAAGUUCUCGGCGAUGCGGAAUGAUAACUAGAAGAGAAGCUGAGCGUCUUUGUAAGAGUUUCUUGGGCGACAACUCACCACCUCGAUUGCCAGACGACUUUGCCUUUAAUGUUCAGCACAAGUGUGCAUGGGGCUGUCGUGGAUCGUUUUUACCAUCUCGGUAUAACUCUUCACGAGCCAAAUGCAUCAAAUGUGCAUUCUGUGGAAUGUUCUUCUCGCCGAAUAAAUUCAUUUUCCAUUCACAUCGCAUCACAACAAACGACAGGUACGUUCAGCCCGAUGCUGCCAACUUUAAUUCCUGGCGACGGCAUAUGACACUUUGUGGAAGCUCACACGAUGAAAAAAUUAUCUACGCAUGGGAAGAUGUCAAGGCAAUGUUUAAUGGUGGCACCAGGAAAAGACUCGUUAGUGGCAAUAGUAAUGUAAGUCGCAAUCGAAAUCAAAGCUCACCAACGUCAUCGUCAGCUGCUGCACUAGUCGGAGGAAGUUUGUGUGGCUCACCAACUGACUGUGAGUUACUAGAUGCUAAAAACACGGCAUGUAAGGAGCAGUCCCCAUUAUCCAAGCGCUCCGUGGACCACCAAUACAAUUACAGUACCGUGACUGCAGCCGCCGCUGUGGUCGGAGUUACGGCUGUAGCAGCUGCUACGGUUGGAGUACCUUUUAAUUUACAUCACUCUUCGGUCCUUUCACCUCUUCACUCGCUUCGCAACGACCACGAUAUUUCGAUAAUGCCCCUUUCCAGAAAUUUUGUUGUGGACUAUAUGUGGCAGCAACAGGAUGCAAAUCAUCAGCAACAGCAUUCGAAAAAUUCGAAAAUCUGUAGCACAGACCCGAGUGAAUCGGUCCUAGACUUCGAAUCACGUCAAAUGCCAUGGGCUAGGCCAGAAACGAGUAUGCCUUCAACGACAGCCAGUGCCGUUCGCUUGGGGGAGCGAGAGCGUCUUCAAUUUAAUGUAAAAAACGAAUCGUCGUCUACUUCUAUAUGUGGCAUUAUCAAAAAAUCUUGCUCUGCAUUUAAACCAGUUGUCGCUUCAGCAGCAAUUGUAUCCACAUCAUUAUACACUAGGUCUAGCGAAUCAAAUAGCAACGUUUACAUUACCCCAACUCAAACGGCCCGAACAACAACUGUUCUAACGCAUAACAGUAUUACAACUGCCUCGCAUCGCUUACCAACAGCGGAAGAGUUUUCACCAAUAUUAGACACUAUUCAAUCCAGUAUAGAAAGUGAGCGAAUCAAUUUUUCGACUUCAGUAUCGACGCACAACAAGAACAGUUCAAAUAAAUCAAUAUCAUCAGAAUCUGCUUACGGAAUAGGAAAAAACUUAUAUGAUGACGACGACGACGACGAGGUUGUGGAUAUCGAAACAACGGAAGACGAAGUUGUUAAUGAGCCCCCCAAACAGUGUGCACAUUCACCAGUUGAUGUAUCAUCUGAAAGUGAAAGUUCAGCUCAUUCUCAGACUGCCAGUACAAAUGUUGAUGUAGAUGCUGAUGCUGAUGUGGAUGUGGAUGGUAUUACAACGGAUGCCGAGGAUCAACUUGAGUUUAAAUCAAAUGCUUGCUUGCUCGACAACACAAACCUCUCUAAAUCAAACCAAAUUGGAAAAAUAAAAGUGGGUCUCACUGCAGAACCAGAAAUGUGCAAGGACGGCUAUAAAUGUAAUGAGGAUACGAAAGGAUUCAAUGGUCAUUUAAGAAUUUUUACUCGAGGGAAGAGCUAUAAGCAACAGCCGGAUCGAAAUGUUUCAAAAAAGGCAACCACUACAUUUUCGAAAAAGAAAUUUUACUCGAAGUCACUGGCUAUUAAAUCUGCUCAACCACAAGUACAGCACAGAGUUUCCUUCCCAGUAUUCUUUAAGUCGCAAGUAAACCCUUUCAAUGAGCAUCAUCCACUACCAACAACGUUAAGCCCCAACUCCCUUUCGGACUCAUCGAAUUGGAGCUAUCCAAUUGGUAACAUUCGGCAACUAUAUUGUUAUGAAAGAAGCGCAACAGCCAAUGAAAAUUGUAUUGAUUUUAAGUAAGCGCAACAAAAUAAA
Molecule: messenger RNA, 2348 nt
Organism: Drosophila subobscura
Lineage: Eukaryota; Metazoa; Arthropoda; Insecta; Diptera; Drosophilidae
Gene: fuss
Exons: 4
Coding region: 6-2333 (775 amino acids)
Biological process (GO): negative regulation of BMP signaling pathway; negative regulation of transcription by RNA polymerase II
Cellular component (GO): transcription regulator complex; nucleus
Molecular function (GO): DNA-binding transcription factor activity, RNA polymerase II-specific; SMAD binding; RNA polymerase II cis-regulatory region sequence-specific DNA binding
Source: RefSeq, a predicted model, not a curated record